AUGGGCACCACCAAACCUCGCCCUUCCGGCCGGGCUUCCGUCGCCAAGGUCCAGUCUCUCCCCGACAAGACAUUCGUCAUCGAUAAUGGCGCAUACACCCUGAAAGCCGGCUAUGCGCCGGACUCUGCACCUCCAGAGGACCAAUCGAAAGCGCUUGCAGCUUGCACCGAAAUUCCAAAUGCGAUCGUCAAGACCCGUGGCAACAAGAUCUACGUCGGCUCUCAGCUGAACACACAUGUGACGGACUGGAACGAGAUGAUGUUUCGUCGUCCCGUUGAGAAGGGCUACAUUGUGAACUGGGAGGCUCAGAAGGAGAUUUGGGAGCACUCGUUUUUCGAUGAGAAGACCGUGCGCAGUAAGGAUUUGCGGAUUACGGAUCCCGAGGACACGACGUUGUUGUUGACGGAGGCGCCGAAUGCAUUGCCGGCGCUGCAGAAGAAUGCAGAUGAGAUUGUCAUGGAGGAGUGGGGGUUUGGAGGGUAUCUUAGAUGCGUUGGACCAUCGAUGAACGCUUGGAAUGAUGUCCAGUCGCUGUUCGGGGAUCCUAUUGUGCAGGAGGCAAACACAACGGUGUCUCCAAAGGAAUGCUUAUUGGUGGUCGAUUCGGGUUACUCUCACACCACCGUGACACCGAUUUACAAAGGACAGCCGCUUCAACGUGCCAUUCGCAGACUCGACCUUGGUGGCAAGCAUCUUACGAACUACCUGAAGGAAAUGGUUUCAGUACGGCAGUACAACAUGGUGGACGAGACUUAUAUCAUGAAUGAGGUCAAGGAAGCUGUCUGCUUUGUUAGCAACAACUUCGUCGGCGACAUGGAACAGACGUGGAAAGGCAACCGGAAACGCGGCCUGCCAGACCCCAGCGAGGGGGUGAUGGUGGACUAUGUCCUUCCUGAUCCCAAUGCAGGCAAGAAGGGCUUCAUGCGACCGCAUGAUGCUCUCUUGAACGCCAAGAAAAGGAAAGGAGGUUUGUCGGGGGCCAGCGCGGAAGCACUGUCGGAAGACGCUCUGGUCUUGGGCAACGAGCGCUUCGCUGUUCCGGAGAUCUUGUUCACUCCCAGCGACAUUGGCAUGAAGCAGGCUGGCAUUCCGGAUAUUAUCAUGCAAAGUCUUUCUGUCUUGCCUACCGGAUUGCAUCCCGCGUUUCUGGCCAACGUUUUGGUCGUCGGUGGCAAUGCGCUACUCCCAGGAUUUGUGGACAGACUGGAGUCGGAAUUGCGCCAACUGGCUUCCGCGGAAUGCGCUGUCCGGGUGAAAUGCCCGCAAGAUCCGAUUCGCUCCGCCUGGUUGGGGGCGUCCCGAUUUGCUACUAAUAAAGACGAACUCCGGAAAGUCGCCAUCACCCGGCAAGAGUACCAAGAGCACGGUUCUUCUUGGGCAAGUCGGAAGUUUACUGGUGCUAUAUAAAGUUCAGCGGGCAAUGGCUGUCUUGGUGGAGUUCAGGAUUUUGCAUUGAUUGGAGUGUUACGGGGUUUGAUGAGGGAUGCUUGCUUUCCCUGCUUGCUUGCCUGGGUGCUGUUCGGUGUUUGUCUUCAUACUUUUUAGCGAUUCUCUG
Molecule: messenger RNA, 1555 nt
Organism: Aspergillus costaricaensis CBS 115574
Lineage: Eukaryota; Fungi; Ascomycota; Eurotiomycetes; Eurotiales; Aspergillaceae
Gene: arp6
Product: actin family protein
Exons: 4
Coding region: 1-1407 (468 amino acids)
Cellular component (GO): Swr1 complex
Molecular function (GO): nucleosome binding
Source: RefSeq, a predicted model, not a curated record